CCAUGGCUCGACUCCACAAUCGUCUCGUAUGAAUGUGAGCUGCAUUGCGAGGGCGAUUCAGUCCACCGCUUGCUCCGACUCCGCAUCCGUGAGAAUGAGUGUUUGGUGAAGGUUUUCGAGAAAAUGACAUCGAGGGUGUGUUCGUUUCCUUCGUUCUGUUCUCAUUUCGCCGUCGCGAGUGUUGCAUCGCCAUCAUCGGGCCUGAAAUCAUCACCAUCGAUACCGACCGGGCCCUCCUUGCCCUGGUCAGCGUCCGCGUGCUCGUCCAGCGCGUCUUUGUUUGGAGGGGAGAAGGUGUGUCGGGUGGGAACACAUUUGACGGAGAGGGCUUGUGGAGGGAGUGGGGUGAGGGUUUAUGCAGCUCGGAAGAAUGUCACUUCCAGGAAGAUUCAGCAAUCUAAGGGUAGGACGACCGAGAGGCCGAACAAGCUCGGAUCGGUUGGAGUUCCGGUCGAGAGCAAUCCGCUCAUACAGGGUAAUAAUUUGACAGGCGACUCGUUGCUGAAUGAGGAUCAGGCGAUUGGACAGGUCAUCACCGCUCAGGCUAACUUUAUGAGAGUUAUAGUCGAGAAAGGUGGAAAGCUGGAGGCAGAAAGCAGGUCCGAUGGUGGGGGAACAGCUGGCGACGGAAAUGCACGGGCCGUUCCCGAUGAAUUGGACAGCCGAGCUGCGCUCGAGCCUUCGGAAGGGGAGAUCAAUGGUGCUGACUCUCCAUUGUCGACCACCACGCAAGAUAAGAGAUUGGAGCUUCUCUGUGUUGUGAGAGGGCUGCUGAAGAAGAUCAAAAGGCGGGUUUUGGUCGGAGAUAGAGUUCUGGUGUCAGGCAUUGACUGGACUGAAAAGAGGGGGAUGAUAGAAGAAGUUCUCGACCGAAGUUCGGAAAUCGUCGAUCCUCCUGUGGCGAAUGUCAACUACCUACUCGUGGUAUUUUCUAUUGACCAACCACAGAUCGAUGAAAAGGUGCUCAGCCGGUUUUUGGUGGAGGCAGAAUCAACAGAAAUCGAUUUCACUCUUGUGCUUAAUAAAGCUGACCUCGUAGACCCAAAGGUGGUGGAAUGGUGGCAAACUAGACUUGCAGACUGGGGCUACACGCCGGUCCUUUGCAGUGCAGAUCAAAGGAUAGGUCUCACGGAUUUGACCAGUGUUGUGAAGAACAGAGUAACCGUCAUUCUUGGCCCUAGUGGGGUUGGGAAGUCCAGCCUGAUCAACGCGUUGCGAGACCAGAAAGGAUUGCCACUUUGGUAUGAAUCCGAUCAAAUGCGGCUGUCAGAAAUGCUUGUUGAUGGUGUUGAUAGAGCAGAAGUUCCUGCCCUACAGUAUUUUGAUGCCACUGAAGACUUUGAGGAGUUGCGAGUGGGUGAAGUGUCUUUGGCGAGUGGAAGAGGAAAACAUACAACACGCCAUGUGUCGCUUCUUCGGAUACCAUCUGGUGUAGGGCUGCUCGCUGAUACACCUGGGUUCAGCCAACCCAGCCUUGCCAAAGUCUCAGCUUCAUCACUACCCCAACUUUUUCCCGAGGUAAGGAAGCGGAUUGCCGACAGCGAAAAUGGCGGUUGUGCGUUCCCCAACUGUAUGCAUCUUGGAGAACCAAAUUGUGCAGUUGGAGAUGAUUGGGACAGAUAUUCCCUUUAUCUUGACUUGCUGGACGAAAUACGGACUAGGGAGAGGGUGCAGAAGAAAGUUCUUGGCACGAAACGGGAGAGCGACAUGAGGUAUAAAAUGGGAGCAGAAGGCGUCAAGAAAGCAGAGCCAAGACUAGCACUCAAUAAGCAUAGGAGAGAAUCUAGGAAGCUAGUUAACCAAUCUCUUGAAGAAGUGUUCCGAGAAGCAGAGGAGCUCCAAGCCGACAUGGAAGAUGAUAUCGAUGAAGAAGCAGGAAGCGUCUGAGUUUGUAGUAGGACGUGCUGCUGAAGUUUUUAACCUGGAGUCUCGUUAUUCCACUGAAGACGGUGGAGUUACUUGUAUACUAAUCACUACGCACUUCAUACGACCAUUGAGGGAGUUGCUUGAAUUGUGAGUUACAACCCAUCUUUGUGCGCGACAAGAGAAGUCUUGGAGUUAAUCAAAUCCUGUAUAAUCCCAGUACCUGCCCACUAACCAGGAUAGAACUCGCUUUUCACCACACUUAGCUGGGCUCUCCUGCGGUCAAUUGGUUGUCUGAGACGCAAAGUUUUUUCAAAGUAACAUCAUUGACUUGUGCCCCACUGGAGCUCAAGAACAUAUUCUUCUCAAGACCGUAGGAAGGAGGUAAGUUGAAGAGCUUGCAUCUGGAAGUCAGCAGGUUUCAAUAUCAGGAAGAGCUCAGGGUCACCAAGUCGAUAAUGUUACUUUGUUAAAAACCUAGCUGUCGCGGACCUCGAUCAUUUGUACCGAAUUGUAUGUUAACACUAUCUGUUUGCCUGGAGUAAAUAUUCCGAGGAAAAUUUGUGG
Messenger RNA from Marchantia polymorpha subsp. ruderalis, 2430 nucleotides. The record is from the annotation of a GenBank genome assembly. NCBI's taxonomy places the organism in Eukaryota, Viridiplantae, Streptophyta, Marchantiopsida, Marchantiales, Marchantiaceae.